Drosophila busckii is the source of this 453-nucleotide messenger RNA. Its product is annotated as succinate dehydrogenase assembly factor 4, mitochondrial. Gene Ontology annotation, cellular component: mitochondrion. Gene Ontology annotation, biological process: mitochondrial respiratory chain complex II assembly. NCBI's taxonomy places the organism in Eukaryota, Metazoa, Arthropoda, Insecta, Diptera, Drosophilidae. The record is from RefSeq and is a predicted model, not a curated record.
AUGCCACUUUCGAUACUUGGCCGCGAAUACCAAACUAUUCGCGCCUGUCCACAAGUGGGCAAGCAAGUGAGCUAUAUAUCUCUCUGGCGGUCCUCUGCCAGCAGCAAUGAUAUGGUAGUCGAGGUAAAGGAACCACAAUCGAAAACUGACAAGCUGAUGGCUCUCCAGAAGAAGUUACGCGCCAAGACGCCUUUGGGCAAAUUGGAUGAAUUUUCGCGUCAUCCCUAUCAGGAGAAGGAACCACUUAAACCCUGGCCCAAUCAAACAAAUCCUUAUACUGGCGAAAUUGGUGGACCCUCUGGACCGGAACCCACACGCUAUGGUGAUUGGGAGCGCAAGGGACGUUGCUCAGAUUUCUAGUACUUAACCAAACAACAAAUUGUUCCUUAGACUGUAGCUAGGCCAUUUUUUUAAUGUUUAUGUUAAGCAAAAUUUAUUAAUAGAUUAAAUAUU